CCCGGAUAUCUUGCCCCGAGACCGGUGCUUACGCGGAGAACGACAGCCACCAACCUCCGUCUACGACAAAAUCUCAUCUCCGUCGGCCGACUCUCAAUCAGAACCAUCACGGUAAAGUUUAAUACCUUACUGUAUUAUUUUCAAGCGACCAUCUCUCGACUUUCAACGUUAUGGCUUCUCACAAGAUCCUUGUCCUUCCAGGCGACGGCGUUGGCCCCGAGAUCAUCGCAGAAGCUAUCAAGGUCCUUGACGUGAUCCAAAAUGCCUCUGGCGUGAAAUUUGAGAUCCGCUCAGAGUUGAUGGGAGGUUGCAGCAUUGACGAGCAUGGUGUAGCCCUGACCCAAGAGGUCCUAGAUGUGGCUAAAGCAAGCGAUGCUGUCUUGUUCGGGUCAGUCGGUGGACCCAAAUGGGGUGCUGGCAAAGUGCGACCUGAACAGGGUGUCCUAGCCUUGCGCCAUGGACUCAACGCCUUCGCAAACCUCCGUCCAUGCAAGUUUGCGAGCAAGUCUCUUGUUGACCGAGGUCCCAUCCGACCCGAGCUCACAGAGGGAACCGAUUUUGUCCUCGUGCGAGAGAACUGCGGGGGUGCUUAUUUCGGAGACAAGACUGAGGAGGAGGACUUUGCAUCGGACGCCUGGGCGUACUCCCGAGCAGAAGUUGAGCGGGUUGCAAAGGUCGCCGCCGACCUAGCCAUGGAGACGGACCCGCCUCAGCAAGUCAUCUCGUGCGACAAGGCCAAUGUUCUUGCGGUCAGUCGGCUUUGGCGGAGAGCCGUGACGGACUUUUUCGCGAGGGAGUAUCCGCAGAUCAAGCUCUCCCACCAGCUUGCCGAUAGCGCGGCCAUGCUUAUGGUUAAAGAUCCGCGCUCUUUCAACGGAGUGGUACUCAUGGACAACACGUUCGGCGAUAUCCUUUCAGAUGUGAGUAGCGUAGUCCCGGGAUCGCUGGGUCUGCUUCCAUCCGCGUCGAUCUCAAGCACCACCCCUGGCUCGGGGGGAUCGGCCUCUACGAGCCUAUCCACGGAAGCGCCCCCGAUAUUGCAGGCAAAGGUAAUAGAGCUCCGUGCCGAAUACUCCAAAGGUAUCGCCAACCCAGUCGCAACCAUUCUUGCGGCUGCAAUGAUGCUCAAGUACUCAUUCGGGAUGGCCGAUGAGGCAAAGGCCAUUAAUAGAGCCGUUGAGAAGGUCUUAGACUCCAAAGACAUCGGCGGCCAUGAGAUACGGACCGCUGACCUGGGUGGGAUUGCAACAACCGUUGAGAUUGGUGAUGCGAUCUGCAAACAGCUCGAAGGCCUGUUGAAGUAGAUUAUACCGUAUGACUUUAACAGAAAGAUAUGAUGCAGAAUGAAUGGGCCACUGAUGCAAGAACACGCCGAAGACGAGUGGUGAAGGACACCCCAAGUUGACUCAAAUGUUGAUGCGAAAAUCGAAGGAUACAUGCAAUCAUGGAAUCGACUAUGCAUGCCGUGUGAUGGCCUAAAAUCUAGCAUAAAUGACAUUCUGAAGAAAACACUAGGAACUUAUUGAUCUCGUCACGAGGACAUGAAUUCUGUUGACGCGGGGGGGAGGCGUGCCGGAGUGGCCACUUACCUUUACAUUCUGAUUGAGAGAUGCCUCCCGAUUUUGUUCGAGACAAAGGCUUUUUCCUUCUA
Messenger RNA from Colletotrichum phormii, 1651 nucleotides. RefSeq names its product 3-isopropylmalate dehydrogenase. The transcript has 5 exons. Gene Ontology annotation, cellular component: cytosol. Gene Ontology annotation, molecular function: magnesium ion binding; NAD binding; 3-isopropylmalate dehydrogenase activity. Gene Ontology annotation, biological process: L-leucine biosynthetic process. The record is from RefSeq and is a predicted model, not a curated record. Bases 171 to 1304 code for a protein of 377 amino acids. Lineage: Eukaryota; Fungi; Ascomycota; Sordariomycetes; Glomerellales; Glomerellaceae.